UGACGGUAUCAUUGUGUGUCAGGUUCCUAUAAGGUGUCAGGAUGUGGCGGUCUAUUUCUCCAUGGAGGAGUGGGAGUAUGUAGAAGGACACAAGGAUCUGUACCAGGACAUAGUCAUGAUGGAGGAUCACCGGCCCCUCGCAUCACAAGCUGGAGUCAUUGAUAGAAAUCCACCCGAGAGGUGUCCCCGUCCUCUGUAUUCCCAGGACUAUCCAGAGGGAAAUGUCCCAGAGAAGCAUCAGGGGGGAGAUCUGACUAAAAAUAAAGUGGAGGAUGAAGAAGAGAGGAUGAGGGGCCAUCACCCGUGUAUGAGAGAAGUGAAGGAGGAAAUUUCAGGAGGUGUUACCCCAGAAGAUUCUGCUAAGGAUUCUGAAGAAAUCUUGUCCUCCCCGAAUGAUAAAGUAGAAGAUAAUGAAACUGUGCAGAGCUCCUCAGGAGACGACCUCUAUACCCCUGAUCUCCAUCCAAGACGUCACAGGAGAAAACGGUCAUCUAGUAAUCCCCCUCAUUAUAGGGAACCUUCUCCUGACCCACCACAGGCUGUAACCACAAAUACAGACCAGAAAGAGGCGGGAACAUUCGAUAUGAUGAGUGUGAAAAAGCGUUUUUUAAGAAGAUCGGAUCUUUUUACCCCCACACAAAUCCAACCAGAAAAGAAGAAAUACGCCUUUAUAUGUUCAGAAUGUGGAGAAUGUUUUUCAUAUAAUUCGGAGCUGAUUAAACACGAGAGAAUUCACACAGGAGAGAAGCCGUUUGUAUGUUCCGAUUGUGGGAAAUGUUUUGGCCAUAAAUCGAGUCUUGUCAUACAUGAAAGAAGUCAUUCGGGAGAGAAGCCGUACACGUGUUCAGCAUGUGCAAAAUCUUUUGCUCAAAAGUCUGAUCUUGCUAGACACGAGUUAAGUCACACCGGAAUGAAGCCGUUUGCAUGUCUAGAAUGUGGGAAAUGUUUUUCGCAAAAGUCUGAUCUCCUUAGACAUGAGGUAGGUCACUCAGGAAAGAAGCCGUAUUCGUGUUUGGAAUGUGGGAAAAGUUUUACGUAUAAAUCGGAUCUUGUUAAACAUGCGAGGAGCCACACGGGAGAGAAGCCGUACCCAUGUGGGGAAUGCGGGAAAUGUUUUCCCCGUAGAUCAAGUCUAGUUAGACAUGAGAGAACACAUACAGGAGAGAAGCCGUAUUCAUGUUUAGAAUGUGGGAAAGGUUUUGUCACCGACGACAACCUAAAGCAGCAUGAGAUAACUCACACAGGAAAGAAGCCUCUAUGAUGAUCUGCGUGCGGGAAACGUUUUACAUGGAAAUUGGAUUUGGGAAUUCACAAAGAAACACCGACCCCGUUAAUAUACCUGAUGCUCCAGAAUAAUAUUGUGUAGAAUUAAUUACAGAUUUAUUAUGUUUAUACCGGGAAGAAUAGUUACCUGCCCCAUACCUGAUUAUUUUCAUUCUCAUACCCCAAAAGGGGGCGUGGCAUUGACUUGUCCAUGUUUAAAGGGGUACUCCUGUGAAAAAUAUAUUUUAUUUUUUUUCUUCAAUCAACUGGUGCCAGAAAGUUAAACAGAUUUGUAAAUUAUUUUUCUGUAAAAAUCUCAAUCCUUC
Hyla sarda is the source of this 1589-nucleotide messenger RNA. Its product is annotated as zinc finger protein 501-like. The record is from RefSeq and is a predicted model, not a curated record. Lineage: Eukaryota; Metazoa; Chordata; Amphibia; Anura; Hylidae. Bases 62 to 1261 code for a protein of 399 amino acids. The transcript is spliced from 4 exons.